AUGACCGGGGCCACUACUGAAUUUGAGGACGAGGUCAAAAAGCUUAAUGAUUACAUUAGAAUCCCAGGUUACAGGCGCUCAUUACCCUCUAGAAGGUGGGACCCAGUGUUGGCAAUUACAGGAUUUCAUCAUUAUUACGAUGCCAAAAGAUUUCAAAUUCACGUUGAUAAUGCGUUCAGAGUGGAUAACAUUUCUAAAGAUUUUUAUAAGGUUAAGCAUCUUAAAGAAAAUUUAUUAAUACGACCUUGCAUACUAAAAAGAAUUAUUUGUGCAAGAAAUGUAUUUAGAAGACUGUUCACUGAAAACUUUCCAAAAGAAAAUCCAAAAGUUUUGAAAUUAUGGAAGUUACAUUGGUCAAAAGAAUUAGAUCAAGAUAUGAUUAAAGAGUUGGCUUUUGGUUGGGACAUUGAAGAUUUUAAAAAUGAUGUAGUACAAAAUGGUUACAAAAUAGAUAGACCUAAGAAGACUUAUUUCAUUGAACAUGUUAAGUUAGAGUUUGAUGAUUUUUUGCCUUGGAAGGAAAUUUUAAAUGAAUGGAGGAUAUUGAAAGAAGAAAGAAAAACUUUGGGAUUAGAGGACAGGAAUAAAGAUCAACAGAGUAAAAAAAUCGAACAAAAAAUUGUAAAUCAAGAACAAGAACAAGAACAUUGGUUUAAGGUUGUUGAUGAUUAUGAGGAUGAUUAG
Molecule: messenger RNA, 684 nt
Organism: Cetraspora pellucida
Lineage: Eukaryota; Fungi; Glomeromycota; Glomeromycetes; Diversisporales; Gigasporaceae
Source: the annotation of a GenBank genome assembly